This is a messenger RNA of Sinocyclocheilus grahami, 743 nucleotides long. Its product is annotated as retinal rod rhodopsin-sensitive cGMP 3',5'-cyclic phosphodiesterase subunit delta-like. The transcript is spliced from 5 exons. Gene Ontology annotation, cellular component: cytoplasm. Gene Ontology annotation, biological process: sensory perception of light stimulus. The record is from RefSeq and is a predicted model, not a curated record. NCBI's taxonomy places the organism in Eukaryota, Metazoa, Chordata, Actinopteri, Cypriniformes, Cyprinidae. The coding region runs from base 198 to 650 and encodes 150 amino acids.
UCUAUUUACAGUAGGUUGUGAGCGGAUCAAGUGUAUCCGUUCAGGUUAAAGCUGGAUCUCACUGUAACUAAAAGCUUUUCCGAGGUGGAUUUUAUGUAAUUAACAAACUAUUUUGUCCAAUAUUUAUUAGCUAUUCCUCGGCGGAACGUUUUUAUUCGUCUCGUUUCAUCUGCUGAAGCUGAAGAUCCAGGAAAAAGAUGUCUUCGGAUGAAGACAGAGCGAAGGAGAUUAUGAAGGGGUUUAAACUAAACUGGAUGAAUCUUAGAGAUGCAGAGACAGGGAAGGUUCUCUGGCAGGGAACUGAAGACCUCUCUCUUCCUGGGGUAGAACAUGAAGCUCGGGUUCCUAAGAAGAUCCUGAAAUGUAAAGCUGUCUCCAGAGAGCUGAAUUUCUCUUCAGUAGAAAAACUGGAAAAAUUCCGACUGGAACAAAAAGUUUUCUUUAAAGGCCAGUGCCUAGAAGAGUGGUUUUUUGAGUUUGGCUUUGUGAUUCCUAAUUCUACAAACACAUGGCAGUCUUUGAUAGAAGCUGCACCAGAGUCACAGAUGAUGCCUGCAAAUGUCUUAACUGGUAAUGUUGUUAUAGAGACCAAGUUUUAUGAUGACGAUCUUCAUGUCAGCACAUCCCGGGUACGACUCUUCUACGUCUGAGACAUGGAACCUUUAAAUUAUUAUUUUUUUUUUUUACUGUCACUCCAGAACAUGGACCCAUCACUACAAGUCUGAAUAGCCAGAGGAGACACU